This is a messenger RNA of Prorocentrum cordatum, 367 nucleotides long. NCBI's taxonomy places the organism in Eukaryota, Dinophyceae, Prorocentrales, Prorocentraceae. The record is from the annotation of a GenBank genome assembly.
GCUUUUCUCUUCUUCCACGCUCGUCGUCGACCCGGGCACGCGCGCGCGUCGUGCCGGGUCGGCGCCGGCGGUGGCGGCGCCGGCGCCCCCGCUGCGGCGGCUGCCCGGGCAGGGUGCGUUGCAGCAGGCAGCGGCGCGAGCCGCCGGGCUGCCGCGCAGGACUGGCGCGGCAGGCAGCAUCACGGCCGAGAGCAUCAUGCCUGCGACCAAUACGCACGGGGGCAGUGCAAGCAGCGGCGCGAGCGAGGCGAACACCAGCGGUUCCAGCAACAGCCAUGUGACCAGCAUGCCUGGGAGUUCCAGCAACAGCCGCGGAGUGAGGCCCAGUUCUGUGGCCACGUAUAUGCAUCUGCCAGUCUGUCGUUAG